Zingiber officinale is the source of this 1742-nucleotide messenger RNA. RefSeq names its product ethylene-responsive transcription factor ERF039-like. The transcript has a single exon. NCBI's taxonomy places the organism in Eukaryota, Viridiplantae, Streptophyta, Magnoliopsida, Zingiberales, Zingiberaceae. The coding region runs from base 49 to 714 and encodes 221 amino acids. Gene Ontology annotation, molecular function: DNA-binding transcription factor activity; DNA binding. The record is from RefSeq and is a predicted model, not a curated record. Gene Ontology annotation, biological process: regulation of DNA-templated transcription.
UCGCAUCGUCUUCUCAAGCUUCGUCCUCCUCCUUCGACGGAAGCAGAGAUGAUGCUUCUUCCCGACGUCCACGAGAGCGGAGCCUCCUCCACCAUCACCUCCUCGUCGUCGUCCUCCUCCUUGUCCUCCGUGACUACCUCCUGUUGUCCCAAUGCCACUCCGCCGCCGCCAUCCAGGGGCGCCAGAUCCAAUAAGCGGGAGGCCCCCGCCGCCGCAGUCGUCGGAGAAACCAACAAGCGGAGGAAGGACGGGAAGCACCCGGCGUACCGCGGCGUGCGGAUGAGGAACUGGGGCAAGUGGGUCUCGGAGAUCCGGGAGCCCCGCAAGAAGUCGCGGAUUUGGCUGGGGACGUUCCCCACCGCCGAGAUGGCGGCGCGCGCGCACGACGUCGCCGCCAUGACCAUCAAGGGCCGAUCCGCCCACCUCAACUUCCCCGAGCUCGCCGCCGCGCUCCCCCGCCCCGCCACCGCCUCCCCCAAGGACAUCCAGGCCGCCGCCGCGCUCGCCGCCGCCGCGCUCGCGCUGCCGCCGCUCUCAGAUUCGCCAGCGACCCCCUCGAGCCAGGACGCCGCCGCCGCCCCAGCCGACGACGAUGAGGUGUUCGACCUCCCGGAUCUGUUGUUCCUCGACCUGAGAGAAGAAGGGUUCCGCUGCUCGUCCUCGAUCGGGACCGAUUUCCCCAUCGAAGAACCAUUCCUGUGGGAGUACUACUAAAGCUCUCUCCCCUCGCAUUCCCGAAACCCUAAUUUUCCACAUCUCUGACGGCGCGCAGCAAAAAAAGCAAUCGAUCAAAACAAAGGUCAAAUCUUUCGCUUUUCCCCUCAACAAAUAACUGGAUUCAAUGCUCUCUCCUCGAUCUCCUCUGCUUCCAUCUCCAUUUUCCUCUUCUUCUUCUUCAAUUCCUCAAUAAGAGCUCGAAUCAUUAAGCUUUGGAAUCAAGAUCUUCCAUUGCUGAUGAAUUGUAAAACAUUUAUUUCAACUGUUUCCCUCAAUUCCCCCCUUUCUUUUUCUUCCUUUUUAAUCCUAUCGUAUUUACAAACAAUAUUAUUUUUUUAAAAAAAAAACUUAAUUAUAUUUGCAUUUAUGUAAAAUAUUUAAAAAUUUGAUAAUUUAUUUUUUUACGAUAUGUCUUUCCCAUCUACCUAUCUAUAUUGUUACACAUUACCGAAUCGAACAAGUCGUUAGCAUAUGUGUGAUCGAGAAAGCGACACACAGAAGAGAUUCGAAAUAAGAAUCGACAGCCAUUGACAUCAAACUUUCUCGAUUAUUAAACCAAUGUGUAACUUUCACAUCUAAAUUAUAACCUCCAGACAAAAAAAGAAAGGGGCAAUCAUGCAUUCAAUCGACUACUUCCCGUGAAUUUGUUUGUAGUGUCCCAACUCUCAAAAGCGUAAACCACGUGAUUGUCAUGGCCUAUUUCAUUCAAAUAUUUUUCAAUAAAUGAGAAAUCCAUAUAUGAAUUUAAUAGGAUACUCGGAUGGUGCAUCACACGGACAAGAUCAGAAUUUUUUUUUAAUUCAUUCUUAGUAGGAAAUAAGUUGCUUCUAUUUAAGAGGUCAUUUGAUAGUAUGAUUUAUCUCCCUUCCAUAACAUUUUGGGACAAAUAGUUGAGGACAUAUGAAAUAAGCGUUAUCACCUUUUGUAUCACAUAAUAAGGUAAAAAUUAAAAGAACUCUCUAUUUUUUUUAAUUAUUAAAGGAGUGCCCUUUUUCAUUUUUUCUCUCAAAAGGGCUUCCGUUUCC